Messenger RNA from Talpa occidentalis (Iberian mole), 14319 nucleotides. It is a transcript of the gene DYNC2H1, whose product is annotated as dynein cytoplasmic 2 heavy chain 1. Gene Ontology annotation, cellular component: extracellular matrix; dynein complex. The record is from RefSeq and is a predicted model, not a curated record. Gene Ontology annotation, biological process: microtubule-based movement; proteolysis. The coding region runs from base 117 to 13964 and encodes 4615 amino acids. Gene Ontology annotation, molecular function: minus-end-directed microtubule motor activity; ATP hydrolysis activity; dynein light intermediate chain binding. NCBI's taxonomy places the organism in Eukaryota, Metazoa, Chordata, Mammalia, Eulipotyphla, Talpidae. The transcript is spliced from 96 exons.
CUGGCAACCGCGAAGCUCAGCGGGCCGGGCUGCGGGCUCUGGGUGGGAGCCCAACCCCACUCUCCCCUGCCUUACCCUGCGGCCGAGUUUCUUCUUCCUUCCCCCUCGCCCAAACCAUGGCGGGCGAAACCGGGGACGUUCGGAAAGUGUUCAUCUUCACUACCACCCAGAAUUACUUUGGGCUGAUGUCGGAGCUCUGGGACCAGCCGCUUCACUGCAACUCUCCCGAAGUCAACAACUUCUUGGACGACGGCAACCAGAUGCUCCUCAGGGUGCAGCGGACAGACGCCGGGAUCGUCUUUUCCAAUACAGUUGAUUUUGCUGACACAAAAGAUAAAGUGCUGGUGUUUUUCAAACUGCGACCUGAAGUGAUUACUGAUCAGAAUCUACAUAAUAACAUUCUUGUUUCAUCCAUGUUAGAAUCACCUAUAAAUUCCCUUUACCAGGCAGUACGGCAAGUAUUUGCACCUAUGUUGUUAAAGGAUCAGGAAUGGAACAGAAACUUUGAUCCCAAACUUCAGAAUCUUUUGAGUGAACUAGAAGCUGGACUGGGUAUAGUUCUACGAAGAUCAGAUACUAACUUAUUAAAAUUGAAAUAUAAGGAAGAUGACACACGAGGUAUUCUUACACCAAAUGAUGAGUUCCAGUUUUGGAUAGAACAAGCUCAUCGUGGAAAUAAGCAGAUUAGUAAAGAGCGAGCCAGUUAUUUUAAAGAAUUAUUUGAAACAAUAGCCAGAGAGUUUUAUAACUUGGAUGGUCUCUCCUUAUUGGAAGUGGUUGACUUGGUGGAGACUACUCGAGAUGUUGUAGAUGAUGUGUGGAGACAAACAGAGCAUGAUCAUUAUCCCGAGUCGAGGAUGCUACAUCUCUUAGACAUCAUAGGUGGUUCAUUUGGAAGGUUUGUUCAGAAAAAGUUGGGAACUUUGAACUUGUGGGAAGAUUCUUAUUAUCUUGUGAAAGAAAACCUGAAAGCUGGUAUUUCAAUUUGUGAGCAGUGGGUGAUUGCCUGUAAUCAUCUAACGGGUCAGGUGUGGCAGCGCUAUGUUCCUCACCCGUGGAAAAAUGAAAAAUAUUUCCCUGAAACGUUGGACAAACUUGGCAAACGUCUUGAAGAGGUCUUGGCUGUUAGAACGAUUCAUGAGAAGCUUCUUUAUUUCUUACCAGCCAGUGAAGAGAAACGCAUGUGCCUGGCACGAGUAUUUGAACCUUUUACCGGCCUGAAUCCUGUGCAAUAUAAUCCAUAUACUGAGCCUUUAUGGAAAGCUGCAGUGUCUCAGUAUGAAAAAAUGAUUGCACCUGCGGAACAAAAAAUAGCAGGAAAAUUGAAAAAUUAUAUUUCAGAAAUUCAAGAUAGUCCACAGCAGCUUCUUCAAGCAUUUCUGAAAUACAAAGAGUUGGUGAAGCGUCCUACCAUAAGCAAAGAAUUGAUGUUAGAAAGAGAAACUUUACUGGCAAGACUUGUGGACUCAGUUAGAGAUUUUCGGUCAGACUUUGAGAAUCGGUGCCGGGGAAUUCCUGGUGAUGCUUCUGGACCACUUUCUGGCAAAAAUCUUUCAGAAGUUGUCAAUAAUAUUGUUUGGGUUCGCCAGUUGGAACUGAAGGUGGAUGAUACUAUCAAGAUUGCAGAGGCCCUCUUAUCUGACUUGUCAGGAUUUCGCUCUUUCCAUCGAAGUGCUGAAGAUCUCUUAGACCAGUUUAAGCUAUAUGAACAAGAACAAUUUGAUGAUUGGUCCAGGGAUAUUCAGUCUGGUUUGUCUGAUUCCAGAUCUGGUUUGCGCAUUGAAGCUAAUAGUCGCAUUAUGGAAUUGGAUCCUAAUGAUGGCUCGUUAAAAGUGCAUUAUUCAGAUCGUUUGGUGAUUCUUCUGAGAGAAGUUCGUCAGCUUUCUGCCCUUGGCUUUGUUAUUCCUGCCAAAAUACAGCAAGUUGCCAACAUAGCACAGAAAUUCUGCAAGCAAGCAAUUAUUCUUAAACAAGUGGCACAUUUUUACAAUUCUAUUGAUCAACAAAUGAUUCAAAGUCAGAGACCAAUGAUGUUGCAGUCUGCCUUAGCCUUUGAGCAGAUAAUUAAGAAUUCUAAAGCAGGAAGUGGAGGAAAGUCACAAAUUACAUGGGAUAACCCUAAAGAGUUAGAGGGCUACAUCCAAAAGCUCCAAAAUGCUGCUGAACGACUUGCAACUGAAAACAGAAAAUUGAGAAAAUGGCACACUACAUUUUGUGAAAAGGUGGUAGUCCUUAUGAAUAUUGAUCUGCUUCGACAGCAACAGCGCUGGAAAGAUGGACUGCAAGAAUUGAGAACUGGGUUAGCAAGUGUGGAAGCACAGGGAUUCCAAGCAAGUGACAUGCACGCGUGGAAACAGCACUGGAAUCAUCAACUGUACAAAGCUCUGGAACAUCAGUAUCAGAUGGGCUUAGAAGCACUUAAUGAGAAUCUGCCAGAAAUAAAUAUAGACUUAACAUACAAACAAGGACGAUUACAAUUCAGACCUCCUUUUGAAGAAAUCCGGGCUAAGUAUUAUAGAGAAAUGAAGAGAUUCAUUGGCAUUCCUAAUCAGUUUAAGGGAGUUGGUGAGGCAGGAGAUGAAUCUAUCUUUACUAUUAUGAUUGAUAGAAAUGCCAGUGGAUUUUUGACUAUUUUCAGCAAAGCAGAAGAUCUUUUUAGGAGAUUGUCAGCUGUUUUACAACAACAUAAGGAAUGGAUUGUAAUUGGGCAAGUUGAUAUGGAAGCUCUAGUUGAAAAACAUCUUUCUACUGUACAUGAUUGGGAGAAGAAUUUUAAAGCACUGAAAAUAAAAGGGAAAGAAGUUGAACGACUUCCAAGUGCUGUCAGAGUAGAUUGUUUAAAUAUUAAUUGCAACCCUGUGAAGACUGUGAUUGAUGAUCUCAUCCAGAAGUUAUUUGAUAUGCUUAUUCUUUCUUUAAAGAAGUCCAUUCAAGCUCAUUUACAUGAAAUUGACACAUUUGUUACUGAGGCUAUGGAGGUCUUAGCAAUUAUGCCCCAGUCUGUGGAAGAGAUAGGUGAUGCAAAUUUACAAUACAGUAAGCUGCAAGAACGGAAGCCAGAGAUUUUGCCCCUAUUUCAAGAAGCUGAAGAUAAAAACAGACUUUUACGCACUGUGGCAGGUGGAGGUUUAGAAACAAUUAGUAAUCUGAAAGCCAAGUGGGAUAAAUUUGAGUUGAUGAUGGAAAGUCACCAACUUAUGAUUAAAGAUCAGAUUGAAGUGAUGAAAGGAAAUGUGAAAUCACGUCUUCAAAUCUAUUAUCAAGAAUUGGAAAAAUUUAGAGCUCGUUGGGACCAACUGAAGCCUGGUGAUGAUGUUAUUGAAACUGGCCAGCAAAAUACUCUUGCUAAAAGUGCAAAGUCCAUAAAAGAGAAAAAAAUUGAGUUUGAUGAUCUUGAAGUCAUAAGAAAAAAACUCGUUGAUGAUUGCCAUCAUUUUGGACUAGAAGAACCCAACUUCUCUUUGGCAUAUAGCAUCUCUACAGACAUUGAGAGCUGCGCACAAAUUUGGGCUCUUUAUGAGGAGUUUCAGCAAGGAUAUCAGGAAAUGGCCAGUGAAGACUGGAUUACUUUCCGGUCUAAGACAUACCUGUUUGAGGAAUUUUUGUUGAAUUGGCAUGACAGAUUAAGGAAAGUUGAAGAACAUUCAGUAAUGACAGUGAAAUUACAGUCUGAAGUUGAUAAAUAUAAAACCGUAAUUCCUAUCUUGAAAUAUGUGAGAGGGGAGCAUCUUUCUCCAGAUCACUGGCUUGACCUUUUUCGUCUACUUGGCCUUCCUAGGGGGACUAGUCUAGAGAAAUUACUGUUUGGUGAUCUGCUCAAACUAGCUGAUACAAUUGUUGCAAAAGCAUCAGACCUUAAAGAUUUAAAUAGUCGGGCCCAAGGUGAAGUAACAAUCAGAGAAGCAUUACGUGAACUUGAUCUUUGGGGAGUUGGAGCAGUAUUUACACUGGUUGAUUAUGAAGACAGCCAAAGUCGAACUAUCAAGCUGAUUAAAGACUGGAAAGAUAUAAUAAAUCAAGUUGGAGAUAAUAGAUGCCUUCUUCAGUCCUUAAAGGAGUCUCCUUAUUAUAAAGGAUUUGAAGAUAAAGCUUCAAUAUGGGAAAGAAAACUUGCAGAGUUGGAUGAAUACCUGCAGAAUUUAAACCAUAUUCAGAGAAAGUGGGUGUAUUUGGAACCCAUUUUUGGUCAAGGAGCAUUGCCAAAAGAACAGACACGCUUCAACAGAGUUGAUGAGGAUUUCAGAUCAAUAAUGACCGAUAUCAAGAAAGACAACAGAGUUACAACAUUAACUACUCAUGCAGGAAUCAGAAAUUCUCUUCUAAUGACACUUGAUCAGCUUCAAAGAUGCCAGAAAUCAUUAAAUGAAUUUUUGGAGGAAAAACGCUCAGCAUUCCCAAGAUUUUAUUUUAUUGGUGAUGAUGACUUGUUAGAAAUACUUGGGCAGUCUACUAACCCAUCAGUGAUUCAGUCUCACCUUAAGAAACUGUUUGCUGGUAUCAACAGUGUGUGUUUUGAUGAGGAAUCAAAACAUAUAACUGCAAUGAAAUCUUUAGAGGGAGAAAUUGUACCUUUUAAAAAUAAAGUUCUUCUAUCUAAUAAUGUAGAGCUUUGGUUAAAUGACUUAGCCUUGGAAAUGAAACAAACUUUGAAACAGUUGUUAACAGAAUGUUUUACUACUGGACGAAGUUCUCAAGGUACAAUUGACCCAUCUCUCUUCCCUUCACAGAUAUUAUGUUUGGCAGAGCAGAUUAAAUUCACUGAAGAUAUAGAGAAUGCUAUCAAAGAUCAUAGUCUUCAUCAGAUUGAAACACAACUGGUGAAUAAGUUAGAGCACUAUACUAACAUCGAUACAAGUUCGGAGGAUCCAGGGAAUACAGAAUCUGGGAUUCUGGAACUUAAACUUAAAGCAUUAAUUCUUGAUAUUAUUCAUAAUAUUGAUGUGGUGAAGCAGUUAAACCAAGUUCAAGUUCAUACUACUGAAGACUGGGCUUGGAAAAAACAAGUUAGAUUCUAUAUGAAAAGUGAUCACACAUGUUAUGUUCAAAUGGUGGAUUCUGAACUUCAGUAUACUUAUGAAUAUCAGGGUAAUGCUCCCAAGCUGGUUUACACUCCACUGACAGACAAGUGCUACUUGACUCUCACUCAAGCUAUGAAGAUGGGACUUGGAGGAAAUCCUUACGGCCCAGCUGGAACUGGAAAAACAGAAUCAGUAAAGGCUCUAGGGGGACUUCUUGGAAGACAAGUUUUAGUUUUUAAUUGUGAUGAGGGCAUCGAUGUGAAGUCAAUGGGACGAAUAUUUGUUGGUUUGGUGAAGUGUGGAGCCUGGGGUUGUUUUGAUGAAUUCAAUAGACUGGAAGAAUCUGUACUGUCAGCAGUUUCUAUGCAAAUCCAGACAAUUCAAGAUGCUUUGAAGAAUCAUAAAGCUGUAUGCGAACUGCUUGGCAAGGAGAUAGAAAUAAAUUCUAAUUCUGGAAUUUUCAUCACUAUGAAUCCUGCUGGCAAAGGUUAUGGAGGAAGACAAAAACUGCCUGAUAAUCUUAAACAACUUUUCAGGCCAGUAGCCAUGUCUCGUCCAGACAAUGAACUUAUUGCAGAAGUUAUUCUCUACUCAGAAGGUUUUAAAGAUGCUAAAGUAUUGGGCAGAAAAUUGGUAGCUAUCUUCAAUCUGUCUAGGGAACUUUUAACACCGCAGCAACAUUAUGAUUGGGGAUUGAGAGCUUUGAAGACAGUUUUAAAAGGAAGUGGAAAUCUUCUUAGACAACUGAAGAAAACUGGCAUUAAAGAGCAAGUUAAUGAAAGUCACAUUGUCGUACAAGCGCUGAGGCUUAAUACAAUGUCCAAGUUCACAUUUGCUGAUUGUACUCGGUUUGAUGCACUGAUUAAAGACGUGUUUCCUGGAAUCGACUUUCAAGAAGUAGAAUAUAAUGAAUUGAGUGCUGCCUUAAAGCAAGUCUUUGAAGAAGCCAAUUAUGAAAUCAUACCCAAUCAGAUCAAAAAGGCUUUAGAACUGCAUGAACAGCUAUGCCAGAGGAUGGGAGUUGUUAUUGUUGGUCCAAGUGGUGCUGGGAAAUCAACUCUUUGGAGAAUGUUAAGGGCGGCACUUUGUAAAAUUGGCAAAGUGGUGAAACAAUAUACUAUGAAUCCCAAAGCUAUGCCUAGACAUCAACUACUAGGCCAUAUUGACAUGGACACAAGGGAAUGGUCUGAUGGUGUUUUGACAAAUAGUGCUCGCCAAGUAGUUCGAGAACCGCAAGAUGUCACCUCAUGGAUAAUAUGUGAUGGUGAUAUUGACCCUGAAUGGAUAGAAUCUCUGAAUUCUGUUCUGGAUGAUAAUCGACUACUCACUAUGCCCAGUGGAGAAAGAAUUCAGUUUGGUCCAAAUGUUAACUUUGUAUUUGAAACUCAUGAUUUAAGUUGUGCCUCACCAGCUACAAUAUCUAGAAUGGGAAUGAUCUUCCUCAGUGAUGAAGAGACAGAUAUUAACUCUCUGAUAAAAUCUUGGUUGAGGAAUCAGCCAUCUAAAUACAGACAUAAUCUUGAAAACUGGAUUGGAGAUUAUUUUGAAAAAGCUUUACAGUGGGUUCUAAAGCAGAAUGACUAUGUGGUAGAAACCAGUUUGGUUGGAACUGUGAUGAAUGGUUUAUCUCAUCUACAUUGUUGCAAAGAUCAUGAUCAGUUUAUUAUUAAUCUCACAAGGGGACUUGGUGGGAAUCUGAAUAUGAAAUCACGUCUGGAAUUCACUAAAGAGGUUUUUAACUGGGCACGGGAAUCUCCUCCAGACUCUCACAAGCCAAUGGACACUUACUAUGACUUGAGUAAAGGACGGUUAGCAUCUUAUAUGCUGAAGAAGCCAGAAAACCUGACUGCUGAUGAUUUUAGUAAUGGACAAACUCUUCCUGUCAUUCAGACUCCUGACAUGCAGCGAGGUCUAGAUUAUGUCAAACCUUGGUUAAGUUCUCAUACUAAACAGCCAUUUAUUCUUGUAGGACCAGAAGGAUGUGGCAAAGGGAUGCUGCUCAGGUAUGCCUUUUCCCAACUCCGGUCUACUCAGAUUGCUACAGUUCACUGCAGUGCACAGACUACAUCCAGGCAUCUUCUGCAAAAGCUGAACCAGACUUGCAUGGUAAUCAGCACUAAUACAGGUCGCGUGUACAGACCAAAAGAUUGUGAACGACUUGUUUUGUACUUAAAAGAUAUCAACCUACCUAAGCUGGAUAAGUGGGGGACCAGCACUUUGGUGGCCUUCCUGCAACAGGUAUUGACAUAUCAAGGCUUUUAUGACGAAAAUUUGGAAUGGGUUGGUUUAGAAAAUAUUCAGAUUGUUGCUUCUAUGUCAGCUGGAGGAAGACUGGGAAGACAUAAACUUACUACCAGAUUUACUUCGAUUGUUCGUCUUUGUGCUGUAGAUUAUCCAGAAAGAGAGCAAUUACAGACGAUUUAUGGAGCAUAUUUGGAACCAGUUCUCCAUAAAAAUCUGAAGAAUCAUUCUAUUUGGAGUUCUUCAUCAAAAAUUUAUCUCUUAGCAGGAUCUAUGGUACAAGUGUAUGAACAGGUGCGAGCCAAAUUUACAGUUGAUGAUUAUAGUCACUAUUUCUUUACUCCUUGCAUUCUUACUCAGUGGGUUCUUGGCUUAUUUAGAUACGAUUUGGAAGGAGGAUCCUCAAACCACCCACUAGAUUAUGUGUUAGAAAUUGUAGCAUAUGAAGCACGGCGCUUAUUUCGUGACAAAAUUGUUGGUGCAAAGGAGCUUCAUCUAUUUGACAGCAUUUUAUCAUCUGUGUUUCAAGGAGAUUGGGGAUCAGAUAUAUUAGACAAUAUGGCAGGUAGUUUUUAUGUUACAUGGGGAGCACGACAUUCAGGAACAAGGGCAGUCCCAGGACAACCACUGCCUCCACAUGGAAAACCACUUGGAAAACUUAGUUCUGCUGAUCUCAAGGAUGUUAUUAAAAAGGGUCUUAUUCAUUAUGGACGAGAUAACCAGAAUUUAGACAUUUUACUUUUCCAAGAAGUCCUGGAAUACAUGUCAAGGAUAGACCGAGUCCUGAGUUUCCCUGGCGGCUCCCUUCUGCUGGCGGGACGCAGUGGUGUGGGUCGUCACACCAUCACUUCUCUUGUCAGUCACAUGCAUGGAGCGGUGCUGUUUUCUCCUAAGGUUUCCAGAGGAUAUGAACUGAAGCAGUUCAAAAAUGAUCUCAAACAUGUGCUGCAUCUUGCAGGUAUUGAAGCACAACAGGUAGUUUUACUACUGGAGGACUACCAGUUUGUUCAUCCUGCAUUUUUGGAGAUGAUCAAUAGCCUUUUGUCUUCAGGUGAGGUUCCUGGACUUUAUACUCUGGAAGAAUUAGAGCCCUUGCUAUUGCCUCUUAAAGAUCAAGCUUCACAGGAUGGUUUUUUUGGACCAGUGUUCAAUUACUUCACAUAUAGCAGUACUGAGAAGUUAUAUAAAUCUCUGCCUCUGGCAAAGAAACACCACACCAACCCUAGAUCUAAGAACAAUUGUCUCUGGAUGGCAGCUAUGCAAGUGGCUGCACUGUGUGCUGUGUGUCUGCUGCCCAGCAGCCUGGCCCUGCCACUGCCCCAAAGCCGAGGAGGCUGGAGUGAGUCGCAGUGGGAACAGGCUCAGAAUUACCUCAAGAGAUUUUACUCAGCUGACUCAAAAACAAAGAAUGCCAACAAUUUAGAAGCAAAACUCAAGGAAAUGCAAAUAUUCUUCCGCCUGCCUAUAACUGGAACCCUAAACUCCCAUAUCCUAGAAAUCAUGAAUAAGCCCAGAUGUGGAAUGCCAGAUGUUGCAGGUACAGGUACAGGGAGACCAAAAUGGAAUUCCAAAGUAAUUACCUACAGGCUUGCAUCAUAUACUGCAGACUUACCAUAUGUCACAGUGAAUCAGUUAAUAGAAAAGGCCUUCAAGAUGUGGAGCAAAGAGGUCCCACUGAGCUUCAGGAGAGUGAAAUGGGGAAUUGCUGAUAUCAAGAUGAGUUUUGUAAGAAGAGAACACGGAGACCUGUAUCCUUUUGAUGGACCAGGAAACACGCUGGCCCACGCCUAUUACCCGGGCCCAGGCUUGGGAGGAGAUGUGCACUUUGAUGAGGAUGAGCGCUGGACUAGCGGCAGAACCUCAGGAAUUAACUUACUAUAUGUUGCAACUCAUGAACUUGGCCAUUCUUUGGGUCUGAGUCAUUCUUCUGACCCAAAUUCCUUGAUGUACCCAACUUAUAAAGAUGAAAACUUGGACGAUUUCAAGCUUUCACGGGAUGAUAUCAAAAGCAUUCAGGAAUUAUAUGGACAAAAAGUGCGGACCUCAUCAGCAUGUUUCUUGGCAGUUGUUCUAGAAACUGCUGCCACCGCAGCAGGAAAGCAGCCCCUCGGAGUUGAGGUCUUCGCUGAACUUUAUACAGGGGAGAAAGUAGAGGCAAAGAAAUGUGGACAAAUCCAGACAGGAAAACUUGCCUACGUGGAAUAUUAUUUACGGAUUCCUGAAAUGUUGUUCAGUGAAACAUACAGUGAAGAAAAACACAGCAACAAAAGAAGAAAAGAAGAAAAGAAAAAAAUUUCAGUUGAUCCUGAUUUUCUAAAAUCCUUUUUAUUAAUUCAUGAGUCUUGUAAAACAUAUGGUGCUACUCCAAGCAGAUAUAUGACCUUUUUGCAUGUGUAUUCUGCCAUUAGCAGCAGCAAGAAAAAGGAAUUAUUAAAGAGACAAAGUCAUUUGCAGGCUGGUGUUUCUAAACUAAAUGAAGCUAAAGCUCUUGUGGAUGAAUUGAACAGAAAAGCUGGAGAACAAAGUGUAUUACUUAAAACUAAGCAAGAUGAAGCAGAUGCUGCCCUCCAAGAAAUCACCAUAUCAAUGCAGGAUGCUAGUGAGCAAAAGACAGAACUUGAAAGACUAAAACAUAAGAUAGCAGAAGAAGUCAUUAAAAUUGAAGAAAGAAAAAACAAAAUUGAUGAUGAAUUAAAAGAAGUGAGGCCUCUAGUCAAUGAAGCUAAACUUGCAGUUGGAAACAUUAAACCAGAAUCUCUUUCAGAAAUACGCUCACUGCGUAUGCCACCUGAUGUCAUCAGAGACAUCCUUGAAGGAGUUUUGAGGUUGAUGGGUAUUUUUGAUACUUCUUGGGUGAGCAUGAAAAGUUUCCUUGCAAAAAGAGGUGUGAGAGAAGACAUAGCAACCUUUGAUGCACGAAAUAUUCCAAAAGAAAUAAGAGAGAGUGUUGAAGAACUUCUGUUUAAAAAUAAGGGAUCUUUUGAUCCAAAGAAUGCUAAGCGUGCAAGUACUGCAGCUGCUCCUUUGGCUGCCUGGGUUAAAGCCAAUGUCCAGUAUUCCCACGUCUUGGAACGAAUUCAACCACUGGAAACUGAACAGGCAGGAUUAGAAUCGAAUUUGAAGAAAACUGAAGACAGAAAAAGGAAACUGGAGGAGCUUCUUAAUUCAGUUGGUCAAAAAGUUUCAGAACUCAAAGAGAGAUUUCAGAGCAGGACUUCAGAAGCUGCUAAACUUGAAGCUGAAGUAAGCAAAGCACAGGAAACAAUUAAAGCUGCAGAAGUCUUAAUUAAUCAGCUUGAUAGAGAACACAAGAGAUGGAAUGCACAGGUUGCAGAGAUAACAGAGGAAUUAGCUACACUUCCUAAAAGAGCUCAACUAGCUGCUGCAUUUAUUACCUAUCUUUCUGCUGCUCCUGAGGGUCUGAGGAAAACCUGUUUGGAAGAGUGGACAAAGUCAGCUGGUCUUGAAAAAUUUGACCUGAGGAGAUUUCUUUGUACUGAAAGUGAACAGUUAAUUUGGAAAAGUGAAGGUCUGCCAUCAGAUGACCUUUCCAUAGAAAAUGCUAUUGUUAUCUUACAGAUCGUUGGUUUGAAGUCAUGGAGUCGAGUGUGCCCAUUUCUUAUAGACCCUUCUUCCCAAGCUACAGAGUGGUUAAAGACCCAUUUGAAAGAUUCGCAUUUGGAAGUUAUUAACCAGCAGGAUAGUAACUUUAUCACAGCUCUUGAAUUGGCAGUACGGUUUGGGAAGACCCUUAUUAUACAAGAAAUGGAUGGUGUAGAACCUGUUCUUUAUCCAUUAUUGAGACGAGACCUGGUGGCUCAAGGACCACGUUAUGUGGUACAGAUAGGUGACAAGGUUAUUGACUACAAUGAAGAAUUCCGCCUUUUUUUGUCAACAAGAAACCCAAAUCCCUUUAUCCCACCUGAUGCAGCUUCCAUCGUUACUGAGGUUAACUUUACUACAACAAGAAGUGGAUUACGAGGACAGCUUUUGGCUUUAACUAUUCAACAUGAGAAACCUGAUUUAGAGGAACAGAAAACAAAACUACUACAGCAGGAAGAAGAUAAGAAAAUACAGUUAGCCAAACUGGAAGAAUCUCUUUUAGAGACACUUGCCACAUCUCAAGGCAAUAUCUUGGAAAAUAAGGAUUUGAUUGAAUCUUUGAAUCAGACAAAAGCAAGCAGUGCACUUAUUCAAGAAUCACUUAAAGAAUCUUACAAACUCCAAAUUUUCCUUGAUCAAGAACGGGAUGCUUAUCUCCCUCUGGCUGAGAGUGCCAGCAAGAUGUACUUCAUUAUCUCUGACUUGUCCAAAAUUAAUAACAUGUACCGUUUUAGUUUGGCUGCAUUUCUUCGACUAUUCCAGCGAGCUCUGCAAAACAAACAGGAUUCUGAAAAUACAGAACAGAGAAUCCAAUCUCUUAUCAACUCAUUAAAACAUAUGGUAUAUGAAUAUAUAUGCCGUUGCCUGUUUAAGGCUGAUCAGCUGAUGUUCGCCUUGCAUUUUGUUAGAGGCAUGCAUCCUGAACUUUUCCAAGAAAAUGAGUGGGAUACAUUCACAGGAGUGGUUGUUGGAGACAUGUUGCGGAAAGCUGACUCCCAACCAAGAAUCCGUGAUCAACUUCCUUCUUGGAUAGAUUCAGAAAGAAGCUGGGCAGUGGCAACAUUAAAGAUUGCUCUCCCCAGUCUUUAUCAGACCCUCUGCUUUGAAGAUGUGGCUCUGUGGCGUACUUAUUAUCAUAAUUCAGUUUGUGAGCAAGAGUUUCCAUCUAUUCUUUCAAAGAAAGUUUCUUUAUUUCAGCAGGUUCUUGUGGUACAGGCUCUCAGACCAGACAGAUUGCAAAGUGCCAUGGCUCUAUUUGCAUGUAAAACUCUGGGACUGAAAGAGUUGUCCCCACUUCCUCUAAAUCUCAAACGUCUGUACAAAGAGACACUAGAAAUUGAACCCAUCUUAAUCAUUAUUUCCCCGGGUGCUGAUCCUUCUCAGGAACUUCAAGAGCUAGCUAAUGCCGAGAGAAGCGGAGAGUGUUAUCACCAGGUUGCCAUGGGUCAAGGUCAAGCUGAUAUAGCAAUUCAAAUGCUAAAAGAAUGUGCCCGCAAUGGAGAUUGGCUCUGUUUGAAGAACUUACAUCUUGUAGUAUCUUGGCUACCAGUUCUGGAAAAGGAAUUAAACACUCUUCAACCUAAAGAUACCUUUCGUCUUUGGCUUACUGCAGAAGUUCAUCCGAACUUCACUCCUAUUUUAUUGCAGUCAAGUUUGAAGAUAACCUAUGAGUCACCUCCAGGUUUGAAAAAGAAUUUAAUGCGAACUUAUGAAUCUUGGACUCCUGAACAAAUUAGCAAAAAAGAUAAUAUACAUCGAGCUCAUGCUCUCUUUAGUUUUGCAUGGUUUCAUGCUGCAUGUCAAGAAAGAAGAAAUUAUAUUCCACAGGGUUGGACCAAGUUUUAUGAAUUUUCCUUAUCAGAUCUUCGGGCUGGGUACAACAUUAUUGAUAGACUUUUUAAUGGUACCAAAGAUAUUCAGUGGGAAUUUCUACAUGGUUUACUGGAAAGUGCUAUUUAUGGAGGACGUGUAGAUAACUAUUUUGACCUUAGAGUUCUUCAGUCAUACCUGAAACAGUUCUUUAAUUCUUCAAUAAUUGAUGUAAUAAACCAAAGGAACAAGAAAAGUGUUUUUCCAUAUUCAAUAACUCUACCAAAAUCUUGCAGCAUUUUGGACUAUCGUGCUGUCAUUGAAAAACUUCCAGAGGAUGACAAACCUAGUUUCUUUGGUCUGCCUGCCAAUAUUGCUCGCUCAUCCCAGCGCAUGAUCAGUUCUCAGGUUAUUUCACAGUUGAGGAUCUUGGGCAGAUCAGUAACAGCUGGUUGCAAAUUUGAUAGAGAAAUUUGGUCUAAUGAACUUUCCCCUGUCCUCAAUUUGUGGAAGAAACUAAACCAGAAUUCAAACCUAAUUCAUCAGAGAGUGUCUCCUCCUAAUGAUCGACAAGGAUCUCCAAUAUUGUCAUUCAUCGUCCUGGAACAGUUUAAUGCCAUUCGCUUAGUACAAAGUGUUCAUCAGUCCCUUGCUGCUCUCAGCAAAGUCAUCAGAGGAACUACCUUAUUGAGUUCAGAAGUACAAAAAUUAGCAAGUGCUUUAUUGAACCAAAAGUGUCCUCUCACAUGGCAGAGCAAGUGGGAAGGUCCAGAAGAUCCCUUGCAAUACCUUAGAGGUCUUGUAGCUCGUGCCCUUGCAAUCCAGAAUUGGGUAGAGAGAGCGGAAAAACAGGCUCUCCUCUCUGAUACACUUGAUCUAUCAGAACUCUUCCAUCCAGACACAUUUCUCAAUGCUCUUCGCCAGGAAACUGCAAGGGCAAUGGGCUUUUCUGUGGAUAGCCUUAAAUUUGUUGCCUCAUGGAAAGGUCGAUUACAAGAAGCAAAGCUGCAGAUUAAGAUCAGUGGCUUAUUACUAGAAGGAUGUACUUUUGAUGGAAAUCGCCUUUGUGAAAAUGAGCAUGACUCUCCUAGUGUGUCAUCAGUUCUCCCCUGCUUCAUGGGCUGGAUUCCACAGGGCGCAUACGGUCCCUAUUCCUCUGAUGAAUGCAUAUCGCUGCCUGUUUACACCAGUUCUGAAAGAGACCGCGUGGUCACCAAUAUUGAUGUUCCCUGUGGGGGCAGCCAAGACCAGUGGAUCCAGUGUGGAGCGGCUCUAUUUCUGAAAAAUCAGUAGACUCUUAACAAUUCGCAAGUAGACUCUCAGACAAAGCUGUCCUAGCAAGAAGAUACAGUGAUGACUUAAACAUUUACUGUGUGGCAAGUGUACACUGGAACGUGAGCCCAGAUGCCUACAUGAAGUUGCACAGUUUGCCUCACUGGGUUUGUAUUUAGCAGUAAUGGCAGCACUGGGCACCUUUGCAACUUAAGGGAGUUAAUGUGAAAAUGGAGUAUUCCUUUUAAAACAUUGAAUGUUUCUGUAAGGCAGUUCACUUUCAGUGGAUUGAAGAUGUAAUGUUUUUGAGAAGAGAUUUAAAGUAUAUGUAAGGAGUCAGUAAUAAAUAUUUUGGCUAUCACUUUGCAUAAUUAAU